This is a messenger RNA of Cyprinus carpio (common carp), 2729 nucleotides long. It is a transcript of the gene gnpat2, whose product is annotated as glyceronephosphate O-acyltransferase 2. Gene Ontology annotation, cellular component: mitochondrial membrane; peroxisomal membrane. Gene Ontology annotation, biological process: ether lipid biosynthetic process. Gene Ontology annotation, molecular function: glycerone-phosphate O-acyltransferase activity. NCBI's taxonomy places the organism in Eukaryota, Metazoa, Chordata, Actinopteri, Cypriniformes, Cyprinidae. The record is from RefSeq and is a predicted model, not a curated record.
GACGGGUCACGCGACGGGAGGCGUUCCCGCGGGGCGCACGCUCACUGGUGCGCGAGCUUGGGUCCGAGGUUUGUCCGGUUCUCUUGACUCUGACCCUCACAUGAUCAGAGGAGAGGAGAAGAGCACCUGCUGCUCUUGUAUGGGACAUGGAGCCACUGAGUGUGGAUGGUGCAGAAGCUGAUGGCUUCUUUGACAUUCUGGAGGAGAGGAGGCGGAGCAGUGACUUAAGCCACGCCUUCCGGACCUUUAACCCUCAGCCAUACCGUGGGGCCACGCCCAUUGCAGCUGCCACUCUCAACAGGAUGGUGCUUGAAUCACAGUACCUGAGCUACAUCAUACAGGAGAUUAUGGUUGAAUGUGAUGAACCGCGUGAGGCGCUUUUAGAAGAGGCAUCUGCGCUGCUGGAUGAGAUGAGUCAAAACCUUCAGCUGGGAUUCAUUCGUCUGCUGGGCUUCGCACUGAGCAAAGUUUUUAAGAGCGUCUUCAGCUCUAUACACGUCAAUGAGGAUGGACUCACACGGCUCCAGCAAGCCAUUCAGGAGUAUCCCGUCAUCCUGAUGCCCAAUCACAGGAGUUACAUGGACUUCCUGGUUCUGUCUUACAUCAUGUUCACUUAUGACCUCUCUAUCCCCGUCAUUGCAGCUGGAAUUCCUCUGAUGGGGAUGAAGCUGAUUGGUGAGAUCUUUCGGCGGUCAGGAGCAUUCUUUAUCCGUCGUGCCAUUGGCUCAGACAAGCUGUACUGGGCGGUUCUGUCUGAGUACGUCAGAACCAUUGUGCGGACAGGUUAUGCUCCAUUAGAGUUUUACGUUGAAGGAUUACGGAGCAGAACGCUGAAAUCUCUCACACCAAAACUAGGAAUGAUGCACAUGGUGUUGGAGCCCUUUUUUAAAGGAGAGGUGUUUGACAUCAGUCUGGUGCCCAUCAGCAUCAGUUAUGAGCGUGUGUUGGAGGAGUCGCUCCUCGCUCAUGAGCUGCUGGGAGUGCCUAAACCAAAAGAGACCACAGAGGCUUUGCUGAAGGCCAGGACUGUGCUGAAGGAGGAUUACGGCUGCAUGCAUGUGUGCUUUGGCAACCCUGUGUCAGUCAGAGACCUGGUGAAGGGAAAAAUAAACCGCAGACAGUAUAAUCUGGUACCCAGAGACCUGCCUAUGAAGCCCAGUAAGGAGACGCAGGAGUUUGUAUCUGGUCUCGCCCACAUGAUCAUCCGUUUGCAGGAGAGAAAUGUGGUACUGAGCGCCUGGAACCUGAUGGCCGUGGUUCUCCUUCAGAACCUCCAGGGCAUUGAUUUGGACCUGCUGACCCAUAAAACCCUGGGGCUGAGGAGACUCGCCCUGCGGUUUGGAGCUCAUCUCAGAUGGCCCAAGAAUGUUUCGGAUUCUGAGGUGAUGUCAUCGAGCGUGAGCCUGCAUCACUCAGUGGUGCGCUGUGAGAGGGGGCGUGUCUAUUUAGUGGAGGAGGCGGGGCCAGGCCCUGUCACUCAAGAGGAGGCUGUGUUCAGACGUGCUGCUGCUGUGCUCAUGUGCGCCUCCUACAGGAAUCAAGCAGUACAUGUAUUCACAAGACCAGCUAUAGUGGCGGUCGCUAUGAGAACAGCUGCAAGAAAUAGGACAGACGACGUCUUUCAUCAUUUCAAGUUCCUGCUGGAGCUCUUCUCCAAUGAGUUUGUUCUUAUUCCUGGUCAAGCAGUUCAGGACUUUGAGGAGGGCUGUUCUUUGCUACAGCAGUCUGGUGUAAUCGGCCGCUCUGAUGAAGAGAUCUAUGUGAGGGACAAUGGCCAGGAAACCAUCAUCUUCCUCAGAGAGAUUCUGCAGCCUUUCAUUGAGAGCUACCAGCUGGUGUUCAGGUACCUGUGUGAAGAGAGUUCGCAGACAUUCAGAGAGAAGAUGUUUUCAAACAGCAUCCGCAGUUUCAUCGUGAAGCUCUUUAUUUCAGGUGAAGUUGAGUCGUAUGAGAGUUUAUCGUCUGACCUCCAGAAGAACGUUCUCUCAGCUUUGCUCAGCAUGGCUGCUGUGACCAAAACUAAAGUUGAUGACCAGAAUGAGAUUAGAGUAAAUAAAUCUGCAGUGAAGAGAAUAUGGGACAUGCUGAGAUACGGAUGGAGCCCUCAGAUCAGUGUAAACGCCAGACUGUGAUGAGAAGAAUCGGACGACAGCGACUCAUGAUUCUUUUAUUGUAGAACUGCUAAUAUGGACAGUACAAGUGCUGUAUGUGUCUUUGGUGUCAAACACAGAACAAACCUUCAGUAGCUGCUCUAGAUGCAGUAUAGAUCAUUUAAUUUUAUAGAUCAUGUGAAAAUCAGAUAAUAUUGGUGUUAUUCAACAACAAGAUGUACAUUUUAAGAUACACUUACCUUUCAAGUAUUCUUUUAUAACGCAUGUUUAACAUGCAAUUUUACACAUUUUUAAUUUUGAUAAUCAAAUAAUUGCAUUUAAUUUUUUUUAUCGCAUUGAUGAUUUUUUUUUGUAUUAAAAAAAGUGUAAAAGUGUAAUUUACCAUCCAUGAAAAAUUAGUCCAAUUAGGAUCCAUAUUUUGAUGAUGACUGUGAUCUGACUGACAGUCUGUCUGUGAAAAAUGAAGACACACUGCUUCUAGUGAUAAGGUAAACCUCAUGAAAAUGUUUGCAGAGUGAUUUUAACACAGAUUUUGUUACCAUAUGGUUCCAACAGUGUUACUGCUUAAACUUGUGGGGCCUGGACAAUAUUCAAAAAUAAACAUUUUUAACAUUGUAA